AUGAUGUAUGGGGAAGCUGAAAGUUUGUUAAGGUACUUUCACUUGCAAGCAAUGGAGAAUCCUUCUUUCCAAUAUUCAGUUCAGUUGGAUUGCGAAGAAAAAAUAACAAACAUAUUUUGGGCAGAUGCAAAAAUUAUCAUUGACUAUUCUUCAUUUGGAGAGGUAGUUGCCUUUGAUACUACAUUCCACCCAAAUAAAGAAAAUAGACCACUUGGUGUUUUUGUCGGUUUCAACCAUUUCAGGGAGACAGUUGUUUUUGGAGCUGCUCUAUUAUAUGAUGAAACAAUUGAAUCUUUUAAAUGGCUUUUUGAAACCUUUCUAGCAACCCAUGACAAUAAGCAUCCAAAGACUAUAUUUACAUAUCAAGAUAUGGCUAUGGGAAUUGCUAUUGUAGAGGUGAUGCCGGGUGUGUGGCAUGGACUAUGUACUUGGCACAUCAAGAAAAAUGCAACAAAGCACUUGUUAAGUAAUGGAGCUGAUAUUUUUCGAGAAUUCAAAGCAUGUAUGUAUAACAUUGAACAAGAGGCAGAGUUUGAAAAAGCUUUCGAUGCAUUGCAUGGGAAAGUGAAAAAGGUUAAUUGCUUUCAAGAUGAGUAUGAAUUGUCUACUGCAGCUUAUGUUAAAGAUGUUGUAGAAGGUCAACUUCACAAUGAAUAUAGAGUUGCCAUCUUCAAUCUAGAUAAUGAUAGCUCUAUUGAUAAGGAAUACUUGGUAUUUGGUGAUGCUUCGACUAAAACAGUUUCAUGUAGCUGUAGAAUGUUUCAGAGAUCAGGGAUAUUAUGUGCUCAUGCUUUGAAGGUCCUUGAUGAUAUGAACAUUAAAUUGAUUCCCGAUAGAUAUAUGUUGAAACGUUGGACAACAGAAGCUAGGAGUGGAGUCGUGCAAGAUAGAUGUGGGAGGACUGUUCUUGAGGACCCUCGGUUGGAAGCUACUCGAAGAUAUAAAGCUUUAUGUAGGAAAUUUUUAGAAGCAUCUUGUCAAGCAUAUAACUUUGUAGAAGUAUCCUCAUUGGUCGAUAGUGGGUUGGAUAAUAUUAUUGUUAAGGUUAACAAGAAAGGUCAAGCAUGA
Molecule: messenger RNA, 1068 nt
Organism: Beta vulgaris subsp. vulgaris (sugar beet)
Lineage: Eukaryota; Viridiplantae; Streptophyta; Magnoliopsida; Caryophyllales; Amaranthaceae
Product: protein FAR1-RELATED SEQUENCE 3-like
Exons: 2
Coding region: 1-1068 (355 amino acids)
Biological process (GO): regulation of DNA-templated transcription
Molecular function (GO): zinc ion binding
Source: RefSeq, a predicted model, not a curated record